AUGACUACUGUCCCGCCCCCACCGCCAAAGGUUCCCCAGGGAUAUACCGGACAUGUAGAAGCACAACCCAAUCCGCCGCCACCACCCCGGCCGCCAUUACUUGCGCAAGGUGUAGGACCGGCUGCAACAACAGGUUCAUAUGAUUUCCGACCUGUGGCUUCUUCGAGCAGCAACGUAGCCCCGGCAAAUUAUUCGGCUCUGGGCCCUGGCUCUCCUUCCGACUGGGAGCGCUUUGGACCAACCCCUGGCGACUUUGAUGAUUCACCUUGGUUCCCACCAAGACAAUCACCUCAACAACCAGGAAUGCAAACGCCCCCAGGGUUCUCGACUGGAGUGUCUCAAUCUCAAGCUCCGGCAGUGAGUACCACAAGUGCGCCUCAGCCUCCGAUGAAUCCAACCCUGCCAGCUCAUGGUGUUUUGAGCCAAGAGAUGCAUCCCCGGAGAAGUGACUCUGUUUCACCGAUCAGCCCCUCUCCUUCACAGAGAAUACAUACUCCUCCAUCCGCAGGGAGGGCGACACCACCAGCGGGGAAGACGGCACCGCCAGUUCGUAUGGAUAGCGUAGACUCUAAAGGUUCCGGGGUUUCAGAGCGUGCUGAAAGCAUAGACCAUGUCAUCGAUGCGUGGGUCCGACCUCUGGAGCCUGCAAAGCCGGCCCAGUCUGAUAGCGGCACAUCUACUCAGCCAGAUGUAGCUUCUCCAAGCAGCCAGGACUUACCAGCAGAGCCUACAAAGCCUUCGUCUUCUGUCCUAAAUACUGCAUCUACAUCCAUGGCCGUUUCUUCGGCUACUGAAGAGCCAGGUGCCCCAGCUGCACUCAAGGCGGAAGAUCCGUAUGAGGAUCUGGAUCCAUGGUUCAAGUCUUCUUUGACACGAUAUGUUGCUAUGCUGCGCAAAGAGGCGGUUGCAGACUCUGAUGAGGAACGAUACAAGAUUUUCACAGCAUUCACGGCGAAGGAAACCAAACUGCGGGAGAUUCUAUACAAUAUUGAACAUGCACCCCCAGAAGGAGCACCACCUCCAAGCCACGCUAUGCCUGAGAAGCGCACUUCAGUCUCCGAAGAGCCAAAGGGGCCCGAAGGACCGAAUCAGUCAGCAGAGCCGGAUGAACGCAAAGUUCCUAUCGAGUCUGGGUUAAUCCCCGUGGAGAGCGAAGAGCUUGUUCCGCAUCUGCAUGUCACUAAUAACAAAGUCAAUGAGGAAGACGGAGAUGGGGACGACGCGAAUGACUCUGGGAGCGAGUACAGCGCGGGCGGGCGGCCAAUCUUUCGCAAAAAGACGACGCAGCCUCCAAGACGCUUGUCGCACGAUUCCUCUAAACUUACUUUGGACGGCCCGGAGCAGGAAACCCCCCUGGAACCGCUCAACUCUAACCCGCCACGUCCCAUUUAUACCCCUUUCCAAUACAAGGAGGGUCCGCAACGGGGUUCGGACGAUCUACGAUUUGACCGCCCCGCAUACCAAGGCUACUCUGAUUUGCGACAAGCCUCAAACACGAGUGGACGAGUGAUGUCAAAUGCCCUUCCGGUCCCCGCCACGGGGCCCGAUACAUUGGCUCCGCCCUCCGGGUUGAAUGACAAGGAUGAGACCUUCCUUGGUCUCAUUCGUCACAAGAGCAAUGCAUACCAGACGAUGAGCCGCCGUAGUGCAACACCACUAGCGCUUUUGCCUGAAUCUCUCAAAAAACGAGGGCGCUCGGGUACCUUGGUCGAAGACUUGCGUACUCUAGUGUGGACGCCACUGGAUAAGCAGACGGAGAGCUCAUGGCACAAGACCACUCGUGAAGACUUGGCGAAGUACCCCGACGAUUUUGCAUAUUUGAAGCAAACAUAUGAUGACUGGGAGCGCACCGCUUCCGCUCGGCGUCAUAGGCUAGAGAAAGACCGCGCAGCGCGACAAGAGGAUUCAGAAGCUCAUAUAGAUGAGCUUUUUAAUGAGAAAGAAAUAGGCUAUGCCGACAUCAACACCCUUGAGGAGCAAUUCCGGCAGAAGGAGGCACGAGUCCAGCUUGACGAGGAGCGACAAGAAGUGGAGAGCUUUAUGACCCACGUCUUCAAUCCUCUUGAUGAAAAAUUGAAGAAUGAGAUUGCUGCUCUGCGCAAAUCCUAUGACUCGGCGCUGAACCAGCUCGACCGCGACCAGAAAGGGAAGAAUCCCUACGCUGAGCAAUGCAGCCCGUCUGUCACUAUGAAGAUGGUCAAUGAAAUCCAUAACAAGCUAGAAACCCGCUUCCAGAAGCGGCUAGAGCUUGCCUUGGACUGCGAACAACGUCGCAAGAAGGCGGAACGCCGCCCGCUGGUCUUCAUGGGUGAUAUGGCCGGUCUUCGGAAGCUGGAUGGAGACUUCGACAAGAUGGAGAAACGGAACCGGUUGGAAGCCGCCAAAGAUCGAGAUGAUCGGGCCAAUCGACUCAUGGAUUCGUUCGAUGAUGCAAUUUUGCAUGGACUGGGUAUGAACCAGAGUCUGUUGGACGAGCUUGCGUCCACAGUCGCUAAGUUGGACGCCACCAGCCUGCGGGCAUCCGGCCUGCCGGAUGCCGAGAUCGAGCAGGUGCUGAAAUCGGCAACCACUUUCGCUGCCUCCCUUCGCUCCGACUCGGAGGAUAUCAUACGUUGCUCUGCUGCCGCCGACGUAGCCCUGAAUGAUGCAGAUUACAACGUAUCUGUAGCGGAAGCACACUAUGCCGACUCGGAGCCGGAUGUGUUCACACGGCUUGAGGCCGAGAAGAAGAAGGAAGACUUGAUCCUCCAACGUGAUCUCGAUUCCAAACUGGAAAGCAUCUGGAAAGCUCCCAAGGAGAUCGAGUCGACUGUUCAGCGCCUUCUGAACGAAUUGAGAGACACGCCCCGAACUGAACCACCCAGUUCAUCCUUAGAAGAUGAUGCCCCUCCCCUGCAGAAUUUGCCUCCUACGAGUCGGACGCCGCCGAGCCAACUCUGUGAAGGCCCACCUCUCGAGCUCCGUCCUGCAACCGUUGCACCGAGUCAAGCGCCAGGUUCACCUCCGCCUGCAAGCCAUACUCCAGAUCCUGAAGCCGAGCAUAAGGAGAGAUUGCGCAAGGCUUUAGAGGCUGCAAAGAAGCGGAAUGCUGCUCGAACUAACCAAUGA
Molecule: messenger RNA, 3108 nt
Organism: Penicillium chermesinum
Lineage: Eukaryota; Fungi; Ascomycota; Eurotiomycetes; Eurotiales; Aspergillaceae
Exons: 1
Coding region: 1-3108 (1035 amino acids)
Source: RefSeq, a predicted model, not a curated record